This is a messenger RNA of Striga hermonthica, 1134 nucleotides long. The record is from the annotation of a GenBank genome assembly. Lineage: Eukaryota; Viridiplantae; Streptophyta; Magnoliopsida; Lamiales; Orobanchaceae.
AUGGCAUGGGAACCUGUACUCUGGAUAGUUUUCGCAAUGGUGAACCUUGCUUUGUUGGGAUUAAAUUUUUACCAGUUUCUAGGUUUUUCGGACUUGGAGGCUGAUUAUUUGAACCCCUACGAAUUAUCAUCUCGUGUCAACUAUGUGAUUGUUCUCGAGUAUUUAUUGCAAGGGGCGUUCUCCAUUCUGUUUCUUGUGACAGGGCAUUGGAUAAUGUUCCUUCUCUCAUUGCCUCCUGCUUACUAUAAUCUGAAGAAGUACUUAGCACGACAGCAUCUUAUCGACGUAACUGAAGUUUUUAGAGUACUCAAUGAUGAGAAGAAAGUUCGAAUUGUCAAGUUGAUUUUUUACAUUAUCUUCUUUGUCCUAACUAUUACCAGGCUCGCGAUAGCUGUUAUUCAAGUUGUGUUCGGUGAUGAUGAUGACGAUCCUGAGGGCUGCCGCGCCCCCUUUCUCCCCCUUCUCCCACUAGUGAUCCACAGCCCCGCCGCCCUAGUUUUCGGCUGUGUCCUGAAGCAAGAGCCCUGCCGCCUUCCCAACGCGCGCCUCACCCCGUCCAUAGGUGUGUUCUCCGGUCGCAGCCGUGAGCAGGAGAGGGCUUGUGGCGCCUCGGGCCGGGUUUUAUGUCAUCGUCGUGUCCUGCAGCCCUCUGCCUCGUUCGGGCCAUUUUUCGGUGUCUUGGCCGCAGCCCUGUUGUCUUCUCCAGGCUCGUGGUCUCCCGAUGUGCUCGUCGUCAGGUCCAGUCCCCUUAGAGUGAAGAUUAAUAUCAGUAAUGAAGGGGACGUACUUGGCGGCCGCGGGGCGGCGGUGCUUAAGAGAGGCAGAGGCAAAUGCAGAGGCGGAAAGGGGAUCGGAGGAGGUGGUGGUGGCGCGGAUUGUGAGGGCGGGGCGAGGGACGGCGCAGGGAAUGGGGCUGGCUUGGGAGAUCUGGAGAUUGGUGGAGCCGCCAUUAUUGAGACAAAAAGUCUCCAAGUCUCACUCUUAUCUCCUAUUUGUCUCUCUAAACCUUCUGGUGGCGGCGACCUUCGACCGGUGACGGGACCUUCAAGCUUUGACUCGAGUGGCGACUGGCGAGCGGCGAGACCUUCAAGGGGCAACAACAGUGUCUCCGAGCAGCGAACAACGAGUGGCUAG